GACGUGGCCGCGCUUUGACCUGGCGGGAUCUUGCAGAUCGCAAGGCUAAUCUUCACACACAAAAGAAAGAACAAUCGAGCGCAUUGUAUUGUAAUCUUAGUCCUCAAAGACCAGGGGCCAGAACAUGCUGUAGCCUCAUGUCGUUAUGUUUUGCUGAUUUGGUAACCCUUGGUGCGGCCUUCUCCACAGGGUGGCAUGCAUGCCGACAAUAUCAUAGUGCUGUCGAAGGUGCACAUUACACGAGUAUCCCGUCCUAUAGCUAUGCUAUGCGAUCUUCUGCAACCUGUUACAGUCUCAUGCCUAACACACAUGAGGUCUCGGUGCGCAGAGUACGACACGGCGUUCAUCGGUUUGCCUGGAGUGUUGCAAAGCACAGACUUGUUUUGGGUGUCGUCUUAGCAGCUCCCCAAACUGCAGCCACCUUGACAAUCAAGAUAGUCGAUGCAUUUGCUAUUAGGAGGGUCCAGUUGCGGUCUGGAAUAUCGAAGUAUCACCUAUUUGAAGUUCCUCGUCAUGCCGUGACUUGCAUACCAAUCAGGAUUCAAGAUUCUGUGCACACCGGAGUGCUAUGCUCACCGGAGCUUGACAAUAACCCACUGGAUCGUAACGCGUUGGUCGAAUCUCACUGUGGAGGGUGUUACUAGCCAUCUGCCAGAAAUUUGAUAUAUCGAUAUCGCGCACUGCUACGUAUUGGCAUAAUGUACUGGCCAAGGACACUGUAAUCUCACUCACUGCGGAAGGUGUACCAACCAUCUGCCAUGGAAUUGAUGAUUAAGCACUGCCGGGAGUGAUACGCCCAA
Molecule: messenger RNA, 800 nt
Organism: Suillus subalutaceus
Lineage: Eukaryota; Fungi; Basidiomycota; Agaricomycetes; Boletales; Suillaceae
Exons: 3
Coding region: 138-644 (168 amino acids)
Source: RefSeq, a predicted model, not a curated record